AUGCCCGUCUCGCGUGCGAAGGCCUGCUUCCUCUGCAGGGAAGCCAAAGCCCGGUGCGAUAGGGCGACCCCUGAAUGUUCCCGCUGUGCGGCGCGGAAGCUCAGAUGCGUGUACGAUGGAAGGAACGGUUCCCGGGGCGCAGUCCCGUCUUAUCCUUACCCCUCACGUGUAGCCUUACAGUCUCUGAUGCCACAGGAGAUCGUGGACCCUCUGGCCCUACUCGGAGAUCAACAGCAACAAGAUGACUCAUUUGUACGGUUGCUUUCGUCUUCCGCUGAGACGCCGCAGCGUCUGGAAGUAGCUGAACCAGCAGAUGACGACGCUUGGACUGCCGAUGGUCUGCUGGGAAGAGACCCCAGCAUGGAUCCCCUCUUGGGGCUUGACCUCACUGGGGAUACGUUUGCGUUGGGAAACAAUGAGUCUCGCAACUUCGCUGAAAAGGAGACAAUAAGCCCUAACCUAAUGAAGCCCUGGGGGUUAGCAGCAGAUACAGAGGAUAGUAACGUGUAUUCCCAUGGGACAUGGGCUAUGCAUGAUAUUGCGAAUAGCCCGACUGCCACUACUCAAAAAGACCUUGCCGUUCUCACGUCAACUUCAACUGUCACCACACCUGUCGAUACUGACAAGAGCGGCUCAUUAGGCCACCCUCUUCUGAUGAACUCCCUUUUCCGCUCAUGUACGAUGAACUCGAUCCUACUAGGCCAACUCACUAGCUACCCAAAGAUGAUGAUUGAGGGAGAUCAACUACCUCCUUUCAUACAUGCACCGUGCCACAUUGACAACGACUUGGCACCUGGCUGCGGAGAGAGUGGCCGUCACCAGUGCUUGCCCAAAGAACUAGCCAUUUGUGCGAGCCUGGUGCAGAUGUUUUACGAGCGCACCAACGCCAAUACGGAUUUCGUGUGGAACUUGAUAUAUGAGGAGCAAGCUAGGCUUCAUCGGGAGUGUUUCGUCGAGCAUAUGGCACGAACGAACGAAUGGGCAACCGACGCACGAGACGCCGUCUCAAAUCGGCGCGAAUGGGUGUUUAGGGAGAGCAUACGGAGAGUUCUUGUAGUCCUGCACAUUGUUGCGAGGCUGCUCGAUGGUUUUGUACGCGGUGGCUGCACACCCGCACCGGGGAGCAGCUUCCGAACGAUACCGCUCCCAUCAAGCCGCGACUUGUGGGAGGCUCGCACAAGCAGGGUGUGGACGAGGGACUACAAGAAGAACAUGGCAGCGAGGACUACUGACAAGGUGCUCACGGUGGGAGAUGUUUUGGAAUCUGGCGGCGUGAGCAGGUCGUGUAGUGGUAAAGGCCCGACGACUCCUGAGCUACUGCCGGAGGUGAUGAGACGGGCUGGAGGCCUGGACACGCUGGGGAUGCUUGUAUGGAUGGUGAUGCCGUUUGAAGAUGCUAGAGAAGUACAUGAGCAUGAGGCGAUGAUAUGCUGGUCCUAG
Clonostachys byssicola is the source of this 1440-nucleotide messenger RNA. NCBI's taxonomy places the organism in Eukaryota, Fungi, Ascomycota, Sordariomycetes, Hypocreales, Bionectriaceae. The record is from the annotation of a GenBank genome assembly.